Molecule: messenger RNA, 3816 nt
Organism: Chinchilla lanigera (long-tailed chinchilla)
Lineage: Eukaryota; Metazoa; Chordata; Mammalia; Rodentia; Chinchillidae
Gene: Mgat5b
Product: mannosyl (alpha-1,6-)-glycoprotein beta-1,6-N-acetyl-glucosaminyltransferase, isozyme B
Biological process (GO): protein N-linked glycosylation
Cellular component (GO): Golgi apparatus
Molecular function (GO): alpha-1,6-mannosylglycoprotein 6-beta-N-acetylglucosaminyltransferase activity
Source: RefSeq, a predicted model, not a curated record
CGAGCAGCGCGGCCACCGAUCCCCGCGCCCCCUUCCUCGCUCCGACCCGGCUUCGGCCCGCAGCGGGUUCGCGGCCCGGACGCGGCGGGAGUCGUGCCCAGGACUGUGCGUCCGGCCUCGCCCGCGGCUUCUCGCCCAGACAAGUUUGAACAAUGAUCACAGUCAACCCGGAUGGGAAGAUAAUGGUCAGAAGAUGCCUCGUCACCCUGAGACCCUUUCGGCUUUUUGUCCUGGGCAUCGGCUUCUUCACUCUCUGCUUCCUGAUGACUUCUCUGGGAGGCCAGUUCUCCGCCCGGCGCCUGGGGGACUCGCCCUUCACCAUCCGCACAGAAGUGCUGGGUGGCCCCGAGUCCCGUGGCAUCCUCCGAAAGAUGAGUGACCUGCUGGAGCUGAUGGUGAAGCGCAUGGACAUGCUGGCUAGGCUGGAGAACAGCAGCGAGCUGCACCGGGCCGCUAGUGACACGCACCUUGCAGCAGACAGACUUUCCCCUGGGGCCGGCCUCAUGGAGCGGAUCCAGGCCAUUGCCCAGAACGUCUCUGACAUCGCCGCGAAGGUGGACCAGAUCCUGCGCCACAGUCUGCUCCUGCACAGCAAGGUGUCUGAGGGCCGGCAGGAUCAGUGUGAGGCUCCCAGUGACCCCAAGUUCCCCGACUGCUCCGGAAAGGUGGAGUGGAUGCGUGCCCGCUGGACCUCUGACCCCUGCUACGCCUUCUUCGGGGUGGACGGCACGGAGUGCUCUUUCCUCAUCUACCUCAGCGAGGUCGAGUGGUUCUGCCCUCCGCUGCCCUGGAGGAACCAGACCAAGGCUCAGACGGCCCCCAAAACCCUCCCCAGAGUCCAGGCAGUUUUCCGGAGCAACCUCUCCCACCUCCUGGAGCUAAUGGGCAGCGGGAAAGAGUCACUGAUCUUCAUGAAGAAGCGGACCAAGCGGCUCACAUCCCAGUGGGCGACAGCUGCCCAGCGCCUAGCACAGAAGCUGGGGGACAUCCAGAGGGACCAGAAGCAGAUCCUCGUGCACAUCGGCUUCCUGACGGAGGAGUCUGGGGACGUGUUCAGCCCGAGGGUGCUGAAGGGAGGGCCCCUGGGCGAGAUGGUGCAGUGGGCAGACAUCCUGGCUGCUCUCUACGUCCUGGGCCACAGCCUGAGGGUCACCGUGUCCCUGAAGGAGUUGCAGAGUAAUUUAGGGGUGCCGCCGGGCCGGGGAAACUGCCCACUCACCAUGCCCCUGCCUUUCGACCUCAUCUACACUGACUACCACGGCCUGCAGCAGAUGAAGCAGCACAUGGGACUCUCCUUCAAGAAGUACCGGUGCCGAAUCCGGGUCAUCGACACCUUCGGGACGGAACCUGCAUAUAACCACGAAGAGUACGCCACGCUGCACGGCUACCGGACCAACUGGGGCUACUGGAACCUCAACCCCAAGCAGUUCAUGACCAUGUUCCCUCACACUCCGGACAACUCCUUCAUGGGCUUCGUGUCCGAGGAGCUCAACGAGACGGAGAAGCAGCUCAUCAAAGGCGGCAAGGCCAGCAACAUGGCUGUAGUGUAUGGCAAGGAGGCGAGUAUCUGGAAGCUCCAGGGGAAGGAGAAGUUCCUGGCCAUCCUGAACAAGUACAUGGAGAUCCAUGGCACUGUGUACUAUGAGAGCCAGCGGCCCCCCGAGGUUCCAGCCUUUGUGAAGAACCAUGGUCUCCUGCCACAGCCUGAGUUCCAGCAGCUGCUGCGCAAAGCCAAACUCUUCAUAGGCUUUGGCUUCCCCUACGAGGGCCCGGCACCGCUGGAGGCCAUCGCCAAUGGUUGUGUCUUCCUGCAGUCACGCUUCAGCCCACCCCACAGCUCCCUCAACCACGAGUUCUUCCGGGGCAAGCCCACCUCCAGGGAGGUGUUCUCCCAGCAUCCCUAUGCCGAGAACUUCAUCGGCAAACCCCACGUGUGGACUGUCGACUACAACAACUCAGAAGAGUUUGAAGCAGCCAUCAAGGCCAUCAUGAAAACCCAGGUAGACCCCUACCUGCCUUAUGAGUACACUUGUGAGGGGAUGCUGGAGCGGAUCCAUGCCUAUAUCCAGCACCAGGACUUUUGUGCAGUCCCAGGCUCCGCCCUGCCAGGCACCCACACAUCCCCCAGCCCCUUUGUCCUGGCCCCGAAUGCCACCCACCUGGAGUGGGCUCGCAAUGCCAGCUUGGUCCCUGGGGCCUGGCCCCCAACUCACUCCCUGCGGGCCUGGCUGGCCGCUCCCGGGAGGGCCUGCACCGACGCCUGCCUGGACCACGGCCUGAUCUGCGAGCCUUCCUUCUUCCCCUUCCUCAACAGCCGGGACGCCUUCCUCAAGCUGCAGGUGCCCUGUGACAGCACGGAGUGGGAGAUGCACCACCUGUACCCAGCCCUUGCACAGCCUGGCCAGGAGUGCUACCUGCAGAAGGAGCCUCUGCUCUUCAGCUGUGCUGGUGCCAACACCAAGUACCAGCGGCUCUGCCCAUGCCGCGACUUCCGCAAGGGCCAGGUGGCCUUGUGCCGGGGCUGCUUGUGAGAUUCUGGAAGCCACACUGCCUGGCACCCAGGCCAGCCUCCCAUGCAGGAGAAAGCACCAGCAGAUUCCCAGCUCCAGCUGCCCGCGUACUACAACGCCUCUAGCUGGAGCUUCCUUCCCGGGCCAGGAAGUGGGCAGAGGCGAGCUGAGCCCAGGGUUGGGAAGCAGCAACCCAAACUACAGGACCCCACCUGGGUGGCAUCUUGCUUUCACCCCAGAUGCCCAGCAGCAGGGGGUCCGAGUCCCCUUGUUUUGCUCAAGGCGAGACUGGAACCAGAUAGAGAAGGGGCCUGGCCAUUUCUGAGUCCAGGAAUGGGGAGAAGGGCCAUGCUGGCCUGUAAACCACUGAAGGGGCCCCGGAACGGAAAGCAAGCCUGGGCCAUGCUUGCUUUCGAGGGUGCCCUCUUCCUGGGAGGGCAGCCAUGCACAGAGGACCAGCCACAUCCCUCUGGAAUUAAGGGAUGGACAGGGGUAGGGGUGGGGGCGGCCGAGAGAGCCUGCCCGUGCCUCCUUAGUCCCAUUUCUCCCUCCCCUUCACCCCCUCUGAUUUCCCCACCCCUCCCCUCUACGCUUGGAAUGCCCAUCUGGGUUGGGCUGUCUCUCCUGCCUGAUCCAACUCUCUCCAUCCUGCCAAGACCUGCAAUUCCAGAGUCGGGAUUCAUUUCUGCAGCCUCAGUCCUGCUCUCCCUAACCUGGGGGCCAGUUGCUGACCUUUGAGAACAGGCUCUGGAGCCCUACCAGGCCCAGGCCCUGACCUGCACCCCAACAAGCACCUUUUGCAGGCAGGGUCUGGCCGGAGCCUGUGGCGCACCCUGCACUGUUCCACCAGCUCCGGGGAGCUCCCACCUCAUCACUGCUGCAUCCGUGUCCCUCCCUCCAGCUUGCUGCAGCCUCAAACCACCUCUGGACCCCAGUGCCCAUCUCUGCGCGGCAUGCCUGCCCCUCUACCCCACGCCCAGAGCACUGUCCGAGUCCACGGGUCAGGCCCGCAGAGACACUGUCACCCCUGCGCGGAGAGGCCAAGCCUGCCGUUAGCCCCUCCAGGGAGGUCCCGGGGCCCUGAACGUGGAGGAGGGAGCGGGGCCCCGCUGGGGAGCUGAAGGCACACACGUCCCCUUCUGGCCUGGUGGCCCCUGCAGCCACAGAACCCUCAGCUGCAGAGAGCACAGCAGUCCCCAAGGACCUGACCUGUGGGAGAAAGCAAUAGAGACACUCUUCUCUCUCUCUCUCUCUUUUUUUUUAAAAAUUUAUUUCUUGAAAUAAUAAAUAUUUUAUUGGGAUGUGA